Molecule: messenger RNA, 3090 nt
Organism: Vitis vinifera (wine grape)
Lineage: Eukaryota; Viridiplantae; Streptophyta; Magnoliopsida; Vitales; Vitaceae
Product: disease resistance protein RPV1
Exons: 6
Coding region: 148-2982 (944 amino acids)
Biological process (GO): signal transduction; defense response
Molecular function (GO): ADP binding
Source: RefSeq, a predicted model, not a curated record
AAGGGGAAAAGGACAUAUGAUCACAGUAAGCGUGUGUAUCAUGGUGCAAGGUAUUCCUCUCCACAAGUCUUGUUUACUAGUUCUUCAGUUGACAAGUUGUGCUUAAUCUCUAAGUUUUGCACAACCAGCCUAAAACUGUCAUUCCGCAUGGAUCAAAUACCUUCUUCUCCUCUCAAUUCUUCUUCUACUGAAUGGCGUUAUGAUGUUUUCUUGAGUUUUAGAGGAGAAGAUACCCGCACAGGAUUUACAGACCAUCUCUACGCGGCUUUAGUUGACAAAGGAAUCCGUACCUUUAGAGACAGUGAAGAACUUCGACGUGGAGAAGAGAUUGAAGGAGAACUUCUGAAAGCUAUCCAUGAAUCAAGAAUUUUCAUCAUUAUUUUCUCAGAAGACUAUGCUAACUCCAAGUGGUGUUUAAAAGAACUCGCGGAGAUCAGUAAGUGCAAAGCAAAGGGACGAAAAGUUUUUCCAGUUUUCUACCAUGUAGAUCCAAGCGAAGUGCGAAAUCAGUCUGGAUAUUAUGGAGAAGCAUUCGCAGCUUAUGAAAACGAUGCGAACCAAGACAGUGAGCGAAUACAAGUAUGGAGGACUGCCUUGAAGGAAGCAGGCCAUAUAAUUGGAUAUCAUAUAGAUAAAGAGCCCGAGGCAGAUGUUGUUAAGACCAUUACUAGAGAUAUGAUAUGUGAGAUAAUAGGUAAAGACUGUGUUGAGGAUGGCCUAGUUGAUAAAAAAUCCCGUUUGAAAAAAUUAAAAGAGUUGAUUUGGAAAUCAGAAGAUGUUAGCAUGGAUGGGAUUAGGAGGAAAUCAAGAGAUGUUCUCAUGGUUGGGAUCUUUGGAAGCGCUGGAAUAGGGAAGACAACUAUUGCCCGAGCUUUGUAUGAUGAAAUUUCUUGUCAAUUUGAUGGUGCUAGUUUUCUUGCAAAUAUUCGAGAGGUAUCCAAAAAGGAUGGCCUAUGUUGCUUACAAGAACGACUUUUUUGUGAUAUCCUAUUAGGAGGUCGAAAAGUAAUGCUUCUUAGAAGGGACAAUUUGAUGGAGAGCAAAUUUUGUACUAAAAAAGUUCUUAUUGUUCUUGAUGAUGUAAAUGAUAAGAAACAAUUGGAAUUAUUAGCCGGAAGACAUGAUUGGUUUGGUAAAGGAAGUAGAAUCAUUAUAACGUGUAGAAAUGAACAUUUGUUAUUACGACAUAAAGUGGAUGAGUCUUAUGAGUUUAAGAAAUUAGAUGGUCUUGAAGCUCUAGCACUCUUGUGUCACCACGCCCUUACCGAAGAACAAUCUCCAUUUAAGCGUUUUCUCUUUUUAGAUAAUAUAAGGGCUCGUUGUGAAAAUAAUCCUUUAAAGCUUAAAGUUGCGGGUUCUUAUCUACGUGGCAAGGAAGAUGCGAAUUGGGAAAUUUAUGUAAAUAGUAAGUUUUUGAAAGUGAGUUAUGAGGACCUACUUGAGGAAGAAAAGGAUAUAUUCCUUGAUGUUGCAUGCUUCUUUCAAGGGGAGUGUGAAGAUUUUGUUACAAAAAUACUAGAGAAACCUGAUUUCUCUGCUAAACAAGGAGUGCAAGUUCUAAGCAAUAGGUGCCUCUUAACAAUUUCGGAAGGAAAGUUAUGGAUGGAUAAUUCAAUACAAGAAAUGGCCUGGAAAAUUGCUAACAAACAGGCACAGAUACCAGGCAAACCUUGCCGCUUGUGGGAUCAUAAUAAAAUCCUACACGUACUGAAGAGAAACGAGGGGAUACAUGCAUUAAUUGAAGGCAUAUCCUUAGAGCUAUCCAAAUCAAAAGACAAAAAAUUUUCUGGUGAAGCCUUUUCCGAAAUGGAUGCACUCAGAUUGCUAAAGGUCUUCUUGGGUUCUGGAUGUGUUAAUGACAAAGAGACUUAUAAAGUGCAUUUUUCUACAGACUUUACGUUUCCUUCAUAUGAUAAGUUAAGGUAUCUCCAUGGGCAUGGAUACCAAUUAGAUUCUUUUCCUUCAAACUUUGAGGCAGAGGAGCUUCUUGAACUCAACAUGCCAUGUAGCAGCCUAAAACAAAUUAAAGGGGAUGAGAUUCAUUUUCCAAAUUUAAUUGCCCUUGAUCUUAGUCACUCUCAACAAUUGGAAACCAUCUCAAACUUCUCAAGGAUGCCAAAUUUGGAGAGACUGGUUCUUGAAGGUUGUAGAAGUUUGGUUAAGGUUGACCCAUCUAUUGUAAAUCUGAAAAAGCUUUCUUUGAUGAAUUUGAAAGGCUGCAAAAGGCUUAAGAGUCUUCCAAAGAGAAUUUGUAAAUUCAAAUUUCUUGAAACUCUUAUUCUCACGGGUUGUUCGAGACUUGAGAAAUUGCUAGGUGACAGGGAGGAACGGCAAAAUUCAGUAAACCUGAAGGCAAGUCGAACUUAUAGAAGAGUCAUCAUUCUACCUCCGGCGCUAAGAAUUCUUCACUUGGGGCAUUGCAAGAGGUUUCAAGAAAUUCUAAAGCUUCCUUCAAGUAUUCAAGAAGUAGAUGCAUACAACUGCAUUUCUAUGGGAACUUUAUCGUGGAACACCAGACUAGAAGCAUCCAUUUUACAGAGGAUCAAGAUUAAUCCGGAAUCUGCAUUUUCUAUCGUUCUUCCUGGGAAUACAAUUCCAGACUGUUGGGUCACCCAUAAGGUGACGGGAUCUUCAGUGACUAUGAAGCUGAAAAAUCCUGAUCGGUACAACGAUGACCUCUUGGGAUUUGCCGUGUGCCUUGUUUUUGCACCACAGGCUGAAAGGCCUCAGCUAAAUCCUGAAAUAUUGUGUGAAUUGAAGAAUUUCACAUUUUUCUACAGUUGUGGCGAGGACAGUGUAGAUGAAUUUCCAGAGUCAGAUCAAGAAUGGGGCAACAACAGUACAGAGCACGUGUGGUUGGCAUACCGACCACAUGCUCGAGCUGAUAGAUGUCAUCCUAAAGAAUGGAAUCAUAUUAAGGCUUCAUUUGAAGUCUUUGACUGUGUGGUGAAAAAGUGUGCUAUUCGCCUUAUAUACAAGUAGUGUUUGGGUAAGAAACCCAGUGAAAAUGGAAUUUAUGGCUCAUACUCCGUUGAUAACUCCAUUAUUCAUGAUAUUUCAUCCAGCUUCCAAAACUUUUGGAUUGUUUGA